CUGAACCAAUCUUGCUUGGUUCAUGCAUCUAAGGAUGGCCACUAAACAAUCUGCUUCGGAUGCUGGAUCUGACCUAGUAUAUCUUCCAGAUAAGUGACCAGGUUGAAGUUUUGGAGCAGGUCCAUUCCCAAGGAACUAUAAGACCUACCUGGAUAAAACUAGCAUGGAUGAUGCAUCAAGGGAUGGACACUACCAGACUUUCUUGGGGUGCUGGAACUGACUUAUGUUUUCCUAAUUGACUAGCUCUAUAACUAUUUGGCCUGUUAUGAUGAGACUUGCAAGAAUGAUACAACAAGGGAUGGACAUUAUCAGACUUGCAUCGGAUGUUGGAACUAACCGACAUUUUAUGGAUGAUUGAACAGGAAAUAAAAUGACCAGUAGAAAGGAUAAAACGACAGCUAUAGUGAUCGGGGCUGGCCAGAGGGGAUUUGGUUACGCCCACUUUCAACAGUGCAAACCUAAGGAAUUCCAGGUAAUUGCUGUUGCUGACCCAAAAGAAUACCAGAGAAAGAGACUACAGAAUUUAUGUGACAUCCCAGAUGACAUGGUGUUUAAAGACUGGCGGGAGAUUGCAGAGAGGGAUAAGUUUGCAGACUGUGUGAUGAUUUGUACUCAGGAUAAGCAGCACAAGGAUCCUGCUCUUGCCUUUGCAAGGAAAGGAUACCACAUUUUACUGGAAAAACCCAUGGCAACGACAGAAGAAGACUGUAGGGAGAUUGUCCGUGUUUGCAACGAAAACAAUGUCUUUUUAACGGUGUGUCAUGUCCUCCGAUACACACCAUGGGUGAAAAAAAUCAAAGAACUGAUAGACAGUGGAGUCAUAGGGGAAGUGGUUAAUAUUCAACAUCUGGAACCAGUAGGGUACUGGCAUUUUGCCCAUUCGUAUGUGAGAGGAAACUGGCAUAAAGAGAAUGAGAGCUCAUCAUCUCUAUUGGCAAAGUGUUGUCAUGACAUUGACCUUUUGUGUCAUUGGAUGGGAGAUAAGAAAUGUCAGAGUGUGUCCUCGUUUGGACAUCUGAGUCAUUUUAACAAGCAGAAUAAACCAAAGAAUGCAGGUAGUCGGUGUCUAGACUGUCCUAAGGAUGUGCAAAGACAGUGUCCCUACUCAGCAGUCAAAAUUUACAUUGAAGACGGUAUAAAAUCUUUGAACAGAGGUUGGCCUGUAUCCGUGCUGACUUCUGAACCCCCUGAUAUAGAAAACGUGACGGAAGCCUUAAGGACUGGACCAUAUGGACGUUGUGUAUAUGACAUGGAUAAUGACGUCAUGUCACAGCAGGUGGUUAAUAUGCAGUUUUCUGGUGGAGCCACUGCUUCAAUGUCUAUGAUUGGAUUUACAGAAUCUGUUUGUUGUAGAGAAGUCAAUGUGUUUGGAACAAAAGGCGAGAUACGAUACCGAGAUGGACAACCACAGAUUUUACAAGUUGAUUUUGUUACUGGACAAAGAUACCACCAUCAGCUGGAGUCUAAACAUUCUGGACCAUUAGGAGGACAUGGGGGAGCAGAUUACUGUUUAAUGGAACACUUUGAGCAUGCAAUUCAUCAUGAAGAUUUUUCUGGAAUUAAAACGGGUGCAGAAGAGACUCUGGCUAGCCAUUUAGUUGUAUUUGCGGCAGAGAAAGCACGGAAGGAAAACAGAGUUGUUACUAUCAAUGAAGACAUGUCUUUUUCAUGAUUUCUAACAGAGACAAGCACAGUACUAUUCAGAUGAUAAAAUUCUAUUAAUAAUAAAGCAGUAUUUAAUACACUUUUGUGAUUUUUUAAUUUAUAUUAUGCCUUGAUAGAAAAAAAAAUUAUGUGAUGCAUAUGCAUAGAUUUUCCGAUGGAAUAAAAACAUGGAAAUUAA
Messenger RNA from Saccostrea echinata, 1843 nucleotides. Its product is annotated as putative oxidoreductase YteT. Lineage: Eukaryota; Metazoa; Mollusca; Bivalvia; Ostreida; Ostreidae. Bases 371 to 1672 code for a protein of 433 amino acids. The transcript has 13 exons. The record is from RefSeq and is a predicted model, not a curated record. Gene Ontology annotation, molecular function: nucleotide binding.